Camellia sinensis is the source of this 543-nucleotide messenger RNA. The record is from RefSeq and is a predicted model, not a curated record. Lineage: Eukaryota; Viridiplantae; Streptophyta; Magnoliopsida; Ericales; Theaceae.
AUGGAGAGGGAUGGGUCAUUGGGUUGUAAUUGUACAAAGUUUGAAAGGGAAGGAAUCUUGUGCUGUCACUUAUUGAAGGUUAUUAGAGACAUAUUGAAGAUAAAAGAGGUUCCUCCACAAUACAUUCUAAAGAGGUGGACGAAACAAACAAGAGCCGAAACUGUGAAGGACAUUAAGGGGAAUGACAUUCAAGUAGAUGUAAAAUUCCAACAAGCCUCGCGGUAUAAGACAUUGAUGACCGCAUUUAGAGCACUAGCAAGUAGAGCUGCUGAAACUGAAGAAACUUAUGAUUUUUGUGUUGCACACCUUGCUACAUUAGGUGCAAAUAUUGAAGGCAAGUUAGGUGCUCUUUUUGGUGCUGGAAAUGAAGUAAGUAAUGAUCAUGACACCCAAAGCUUUGAAGUGGAUUGCGAAGAUGUGAAUCAUGUUGUGCAACCAAAAGGAUUUAAGAAAAAACUGGCAACUAGUAAGGGCAAAAGGAGGGUAAAAGGUGGAUUCGAAGUGGCGUUGAUAACGAACUCCAAAACAAAAAUCCCAUGCUAA